UGACGAGCCCUGUCAACCAAUGAGAGAGGGCCUAAUCCAAGCGUUGAGCCAAUAGCAAGGCGCGGCUGUUAGGCGAGGCCUCGGCGCGCGGCUGGGCUCGAUUGAUCCCAAGCCCUUGGCGACGGCGGCGUUGUUCAGUCGGCGCGAGAACAUUCUAGAGAGUCACCGGCCCGGCCGCCGCUCGCGCUGAACCGCCUCGGAACCCCCCACCCUUCCUCCUCCUCCUCCUCCUCCUCUCCCCUUGAGACACACAGACCCCCGUCGAGGCGCUGCUCGGAGGUGACACCAUCGGCCGCCGUUUCUCCUCCUCGCACCGAUUCCGGCUUCGUCGCAGCCCGGGGCGAGCAGCGUUGGGUUUAUGUCUGUAUUGGACGAAAACGAGCUGUUGCGCAGCCAUUGGUACCUGUAUUGGGGAAAUAUAGCAUACAAGCAAGAACCUCACAGCCUCGGUGGCGAAAAAUUUUUCAUGUCAGAGACCGAGAACUCUUGCAGUCGUUUAUGUCAUCACGUCUUCUCCAGACAGAAGAUACCAAAAAGUUGCAAUCAAAGAUCUCUCCAUCUUAUUGAUAAAGCCACUAAUAAGCCAAAAUGUCUGUCAAUGUCAACCGCAGUGUGUCCGAUCAGUUCUAUCGCUACAAAAUGCCCCGUCUGAUUGCCAAGGUUGAGGGCAAAGGAAAUGGGAUAAAGACAGUUAUAGUCAACAUGGUUGACGUUGCAAAGGCGCUUAAUCGGCCUCCUACGUAUCCCACCAAAUUUUUUGGUUGUGAACUGGGAGCGCAGACCCAGUUUGAUGUUAAGAAUGACCGUUACAUUGUCAAUGGAUCUCAUGAGGCGAAUAAGCUACAAGACAUGUUGGAUGGGUUCAUUAAAAAAUUUGUUCUCUGUCCUGAGUGUGAGAAUCCUGAAACUGAUCUGCAUGUCAAUCCUAAGAAACAAACUAUUGGUAACUCUUGCAAAGCCUGUGGCUAUCGAGGCAUGCUUGACACAAACCAUAAACUCUGCACGUUCAUUCUCAAAAACCCACCUGAGAGCAGUGAGUCUGGUACAGGCAAGAAAGAGAAAGACAAGAAGAACAGGAAAGGCAAAGAUAAAGAGAAUGGUUCUGUGUCUAAUACAGAGACACCACCGCCUCAGUCAGCCCAACCAGAAGAACUUAGUCCUCCAAAUGUAGCGGACGAUGAUGAUGAUGACUGGGGCGAAGACACAACUGAAGAAGCCCAGCGGCGCAGAAUGGAUGAAAUCAGUGAUCAUGCAAAAGUUCUCACACUGACUGAUGACCUAGAAAGGACUGUUGAAGAAAGAGUCAAUAUAUUAUUUGACUUUGUUAAGAAAAAGAAGGAAGAAGGUGUCAUAGAGUCUUCUGACAAAGACAUUGUGGCAGAAGCAGAACGACUGGAUGUUAAAGCUAUGGGCCCUCUGGUAUUGACUGAAGUCCUCUUUGAUGAAAAGAUAAGAGAACAGAUAAAGAAAUACAGGCGCCACUUCUUGCGUUUUUGUCACAACAACAAGAAAGCUCAGCGAUACCUUCUUCAUGGUUUGGAAUGUGUAGUAGCCAUGCAUCAAUCUCAGCUGAUUUCUAAAAUUCCACAUAUCUUGAAGGAAAUGUAUGAUGCAGAUCUUCUAGAAGAAGAAGUCAUUUUGAGCUGGGCAGAAAAGGCCUCAAAGAAAUAUGUCUCUAAAGAGCUUGCCAAAGAAAUUCGUGUCAAAGCAGAGCCAUUCAUUAAAUGGCUAAAGGAGGCUGAAGAGGAAUCAUCUGGUAAUGAAGAAGAGGAGGAUGAAGAUGAAAAUAUUGAGGCAAGAAUUACUCACCUUCCCUUUAAGAAGUGUUUCAAAAGGAACAUUUUCUUUUGUGAAUCUUGGAAGCUCUAUCUUGAAAAUCUGGUGGUGUACUCCAAGACUGCCAGUGUACCUAAAGUUGAAACUGUGAAGCCUGCAAACAACAAGGAAGAAGAUAUUGACAUUGAUGCUAUUUAAAGUGAACCAACCUAGUUUCCAGUGUUGCAGUGCGUACCUCUCUCUCUGCAUCUCUUGCCAGAAGUGCAACAUUUGUGCACAAGCUGUAAUGCCUAUAAACAUCGUGCUUCACUUCUUGAACUCAAAUGUAUCUUACCAUGACUGGUAUUGUAACUAAGUUUAACAAGAUGAGAGGAGUUAAUACACCAGCAAACUGAUCCAAGUUUGCUGUACAGCAUGUUUCUUUUAAACUUGUCUUGGACACAAAUACUUGGAGCACAUUUAUACAGUUGUGAAAAUAAAGGAUUUGGUUUUGAAAUCUUCA
Sceloporus undulatus (fence lizard) is the source of this 2278-nucleotide messenger RNA. RefSeq names its product eukaryotic translation initiation factor 5 (gene EIF5). Gene Ontology annotation, molecular function: translation initiation factor activity; eukaryotic initiation factor eIF2 binding; GDP-dissociation inhibitor activity. NCBI's taxonomy places the organism in Eukaryota, Metazoa, Chordata, Lepidosauria, Squamata, Phrynosomatidae. The record is from RefSeq and is a predicted model, not a curated record. The transcript is spliced from 12 exons. Gene Ontology annotation, biological process: formation of translation preinitiation complex; translational initiation; formation of cytoplasmic translation initiation complex. Bases 589 to 1974 code for a protein of 461 amino acids. Gene Ontology annotation, cellular component: cytosol.